GGUGGAGCCUCCAGCAGUGACUGUGCGACAUUGCUUCUCGGACAUCCGCGACAUCGCAGCCACCCAGCGACAUCUCACCUACACCCAACACAACCAUAUCUACUCGUACCUUUAACCCUGCUACCGCCAUGGACUCGUUCGAAGCAGCCACCCAGUUCUCGCAGAUCCUCCGCAACCUCACGCCUGCCGUGCAGAACCUCACCAGAGCGGCACAUUUCGCCCUCAAGCACUCGGACAGCGAAGACUACCUCUUUCCCUCCAUCCUCGACAUCCUCAACGACCCGUCUGUGGAGCUCAACACCAAGUCCACGGUGUUCCAGUUCAUCGAGGUGCUCAUCAACGAGUCGUUCUACUACUCGCGCCAGCCCAAGUUCAACUACCCGUACAUCCAGAACCUCAAGACGUCGUUACCCAAAAUCAUGCUAGCAGUGUUGCCCACCACCAGCAACACCAACAUCUACAACGUAUACACCAGCUUGAAGAACUUGUCCAAGCACUUCAAGGUGGACUGCUGCGAGUUCGUGGAGCGGUUCAACCUCGAUUCGUUGACCGACGAGGACAGAGCCCACAUCGACCAGGACAUACCGUUCCCAGAAAUCCGCCUAGAGGACUCGGGCGAAGACCCGUUGGUCGAGAGCUGGGGCUUGUUGCUCCGCAAGAAGAAGCAGAGCCAGUACGAGCGCUUGCGGUUGUUGAAGCACUCAGAGGUCUCUCGCGACACCGUGGAGGAACAGGACCUCUUCAGUCUCAGGGACAAGAACGACAAGGCUGGCGAGUUGUUGUCCAAAAGACAGAUCAUAUCACGCAUGGAGGACGACAGAGAGGCCCACAAGCGGUCCAAAGAGAACCUCUGGGUGGUUCUGAGGCCGAAAGAUGUCAAUUUCAUAACGGAAGAAGAGUUCUUGAAGCAUUACUGGAGCAAAACCCACGCUAUGACAAAGAAGCAGGAAGAUGCGUUCUUGGAGACCGUGGAGGAACUCAACAAAUUGGUGGCAGGUAGCUACAAGGACAAGCAGUUUUGAAUGUCAUGUUCCAUGUGAAGCUCUUUAAAAAUACCUAAUUGACGAGCUAGAGCUUUUCUAAAGCUAACUCUAGAUCAAACCAAUACUCCUAAUUCGCAUCAGCCAUGGCACACCCAUCUUCAAUGCAUUUUCAACGUACCAUGCC
This is a messenger RNA of Suhomyces tanzawaensis NRRL Y-17324, 1167 nucleotides long. RefSeq lists its product as uncharacterized. The record is from RefSeq and is a predicted model, not a curated record. Bases 129 to 1022 code for a protein of 297 amino acids. The transcript has a single exon. NCBI's taxonomy places the organism in Eukaryota, Fungi, Ascomycota, Pichiomycetes, Serinales, Debaryomycetaceae. Gene Ontology annotation, cellular component: CTDK-1 complex. Gene Ontology annotation, biological process: positive regulation of transcription by RNA polymerase I; positive regulation of DNA-templated transcription, elongation.